UCCGACUAAAAUCCUAUCGAGAUGGCAAAACGUUGUCGUUUCAAUUACAAGAUAAUGACAGACCCACACAAUGGUAUAAAUYGCUAAAUAACCUGAGAUAAACAAGACGAAGUCCCAAAGCCGUCUUGCUGUAGCUAUGAUAUCUGUUCUUGGACUGUGGGUUCUACUCAUUUUUGCUACAGACAGGUCUGUUGAAGCAAUAAAUGGUAAGGGGCAAUGGAAAUGGACAACAGAGCCUCUGGACAUGGAUUUAACACCACAAGUAGGAGAUAUAAUGUACGAAGAAAUCGCUACUGUGCCCCUACAGUCCAAUGUGAGCUGUCGAAAAGACAUUGAUAAUGUCAUUAGCCAUAUCCCAUCAAUUGAUGACGAUAUGAGUUAUCAAACAACSUACUAUAACGGUACGAAAACCUACACAUUGUUUCAAGUGAAAGAGCUAACAGAGUGCAACAUAAACAACGAGCAACGCUUACAACGACGAGCAAAAGGUAAAAAAAGAAAGCCAAAAAGCAAAAGGGAGAAUUUAAAGCCUGUCUUUGCUACGUCAAGUGUUAACGUUCCUUCUGCUAUAGUAUCAUUUGGCUCCCAAUGGCAAUGCGAUGGAAUUCUUGUUGGUCACCAGCACAUUUUAACCUCGGCCCAUUGUGUAGAUAAACUGUCUCCAAAAAACGUGAAAGUUGGUUUUUUAAGGAGUGGGUCAGUAGAGUGGUACAGCAGCGAAACGUUCCGCAUACCACGCAGAUGGCUGACAAUAAAGAAUAGUUUAAAGCAAUCCCUCGAGGGAACAAAGUACGACUAUUCUCUUAUAAGGCUUAACCGCUCCACUGGGCGACCUGGCCUCUUAAUGCGACCGUCUCCGACUUUCAUAUCAGGAAUUGACGAAGUGAACUUUCAGGGAUUUGAUAACUACCUCAACUUGUAUCAAUCAAGGUGUUCUCCUGUGACCAUGUCAUAUGGGAUAGAACUGAAACARUGUAGCAAGGCUGCAGAACACGCUGGCUCAGGAAUACUUGUUAGAAACGCUAGGACCGGUUAUGCAUUGGUUGGAGUACUCUCUAAGAAAAGACUUGGAGGGGCCUUUGCCACAGCCUUAACCCAAAAAAAUAUURAUCAAAUUCGUAAUUGGAUAAACAACUGAAAAUUACGAAAUGUUAAAAUUUAUGUUUUAAUUUCAAUAAUUUAAUUAAAGGUCUUUCGGUAGCUACGA
Molecule: messenger RNA, 1207 nt
Organism: Exaiptasia diaphana
Lineage: Eukaryota; Metazoa; Cnidaria; Anthozoa; Actiniaria; Aiptasiidae
Product: serine protease 23
Exons: 4
Coding region: 137-1138 (333 amino acids)
Biological process (GO): proteolysis
Molecular function (GO): serine-type endopeptidase activity
Source: RefSeq, a predicted model, not a curated record